Helianthus annuus (common sunflower) is the source of this 4024-nucleotide messenger RNA. Its product is annotated as villin-2. Gene Ontology annotation, molecular function: actin filament binding. Lineage: Eukaryota; Viridiplantae; Streptophyta; Magnoliopsida; Asterales; Asteraceae. The transcript has 22 exons. Bases 1103 to 3871 code for a protein of 922 amino acids. Gene Ontology annotation, biological process: actin filament severing; cytoskeleton organization. The record is from RefSeq and is a predicted model, not a curated record.
UCAUUCCAUCAUGUGAUCGUAACUUGCAUUGAGAAUCUUUGUAGUAAUUAUUAGGUUGUUGUUGUUGUUGUUGUUAGUUUAUGUUGUUUUAUGGGUGUACAUACAUAUAUGAAAGGGUUGGACAAUAUUUUACCUCUAUAAAUGCACCAACACUAAGUGUUAUGAAGGGGCUCCAUUGGGGAUAGACGUAUACACUAAGGCUGUUGGGCAUGGUGACGGAGGUGAAGAAGGCGACGGGACGAAGAUGGAGGGGGCGGGAUGGGGUGCCGGAGAGAGAAGAAGGGGGCCCACCAUUUGGAUCGUCCUCAACGUCGAUAUUCCGACGUUGAAGACGGGGACGGAGCUGAGUCGGAGACGGGGUGGACGACACCACCAUACCGAGCAGCCUAACGUGUAUAAAUAUAUAAAAAAAGUGGACAUGUUUAUGGUUUUAUUUUUGUAAUAUAAUCAUAAUGACAAAUCUUAGACAAGUUUACGAGGAUUAACAAAAACUUAUGUUUUGAAUACUAGAUGAUGUUACCAACGUUGUAAUGUAAAGGUGGAUGUGAAUAUGAUUUUUGCUUAGAUCUUGGAUUUGAAAUUUAACAUUGAUGUACAUGUUAAAUCGCCUUCAUAUUCACCACUAAGGCUAUGGGGUAUGGGAUAAAUCCCCUAGGCGCUUUAUCAGGACACGUCAGCGCCACCUAGGAUCCACAUCAGCCAAGAGGGCUUUAUCACGCCUUCUCUUAACUUGCAGGGUGUGAGAUAACGCCCCCUAGUAAAAAAAUUAAAAAAAAAAUUGUUAUUGGAUGAAAUGAUGUGGGCCCCACCUGCCCCCUCCCUUCUUCCUCGUUACCAUGGUAAAGCCCGCGCCCUGGUUUAACUAGCAAGGUGUGGGUGGUGGUGCCGAGGGGGGCGGUGAUGUGGCAUGGUGGCGCCCUCCUGCCUAAAGCAACUAGUUGUUAUCUGAUUUGUUUAAGUUGUAACAACUAUUUUGAAAACGUUCAUCCAAACACCCUCUCGCUUUCUUUUACACUUUGCAGUGCAGGGAUUACAUAGCGGGAAAUUUUGGAUGUAUUUCUUUAUCUUAAUCUAAAGAAACUAAAAGCCCAUAUUCAACAUCAUGGCUACUGCAAAAGCUCUUGAACCUGCAUUCCAGGGAGUUGGUUCUAGACCAGGGCUUGAAAUAUGGAGAAUUGAAAACUUUAAACCCGUCCCUUUGCCAAAAUCUGAUUAUGGUACAUUCUACGCUGGGGAUUCAUAUGUUGUCUUGCAGACUUCUGCUGGUAGGGGAGGUGCAGGUGUAUUCGCGCAUGACGUACACUACUGGUUAGGAAAAGAUACUAGCCAGGAUGAAGCUGGAACAGCGGCAAUAAAAGCAGUGGAACUCGAUGCGAUUCUCGGUGGGCGCGCAGUGCAACAUAGAGAAGUCCAGAAUUAUGAAUCUGAUAAAUUUAUAUCGUAUUUCAAACCGUGUAUUGCACCACGAGAAGGUGGCGUUAAAUCUGGAUUUAAAAAACCCGAAGAAGAAGAGUUUGAAACACGAUUAUAUACAUGCCGAGGAAAACGAGUUGUUCAUUUGAAACAGGUCCCGUUUUCUCGAUCUGUGUUGAAUCAUGACGAUGUGUUUGUCUUGGACACUAAAGAGAAGAUCUUUCAAUUUAACGGAGCAAAUUCAAAUAUUCAAGAAAGGGCUAAGGCUUUGGAGGUUAUACAGUUCUUGAAGGAUAAAUAUCAUGAGGGGACAUGCAAUGUUGCAAUUGUCGACGAUGGAAAACUACAAGCCGAGGGAGAUUCAGGUGAAUUUUGGGUUAUUUUUGGCGGGUUUGCUCCUAUUGGUAAAAAGGUUCUAAGUGAUGAUGAUGUCAUCCCCGAAAGGACGCCUGGCAAACUUUACAGCAUUGAUGGAGGGAAGGUUGGGGAUCAAAUCGAGGAAUAUUCAAAAUCAACAUUCGAAACCGACAAAUGCUAUCUAAUGGAUUGUGGUUUCGAGGUGUUUGUUUGGGUUGGUCGAGCAACGCAGGUGGAUGAUAGAAAAGCUGCCACACAGGCUGCCGAGGAGUUUCUCACCAGUAAUAAUCGGCCGAAAGCCACCCUUAUAACCCGACUAAUUCAAGGUUAUGAGACUCACGCAUUCAAGUCAAACUUUGACUCUUGGCCAUCGUCAACCGCACCUUCUGCUGAAAACCGAGGAAAAGUGGCUGAAAAUAGAGGAAAAGUUUCAGCUCUACUGAAGCAACAAGGUGGUGGGCCGAAAGGAAAAGAAAAAAACGCUCCGGUUGUUGAGGAAGUUGUUCCUCCUUUGCUUGAUGCAAAUGGAAAACUCGAGGUAUGGUCUAUUGACGGCGGUGCUAAAAACCCCGUAGCCAGUGAGGACGUCGGUAAAUUCUACAGUGGGGAUUGCUACAUUGUUCUUUACAGUUACCAUUCUCGAGAGAAAAAAGAUGAUUUUUAUCUUUGUUACUGGAUUGGAAAGGAUAGUACUGAGGAGGACCAAAAUACAGCUGCUAAGUUGACUACAUCAAUGUUCAAUUCGCUCAAGGGGAGGCCAGUUCAGGGCCGUAUAUAUCAAGAGAAAGAACCGCCACAAUUCAUUGCUAUUUUUCAACCUAUGGUUCUUUUGAAGGGUGGAUUAAGCUCCAGUUAUAAAAGCUACAUUGCGGAAAAAGGAUUAACCGACGAAACUUACAGUCCAGAUAACCCUUCAAUUAUUAGGAUAUCGGGAACUGCAGUGCAUAAUAAUAAAACUGUUCAUCUAGAUCCGGUGCCAGCAUCUUUGAAUUCGCAUGAAGUCUUCGUCGUACAUGCCGGGUCCCACCUAUACAUCUGGCAAGGAACCCAAAGUACUUAUGAACAGCAGCAAUGGGCAGCUAAAAUUGCUGAAUUUUUAAAACCUGGAGUAACCGCAAAGUAUCAGAAAGAGGGAACCGAAAGCGCAACUUUUUGGCUCGGGCUUGGAGGGAAAGAAGAUGUUUCCACUAACAAAGUAUCAUUUGAUACUAUUCGAGAUCCUCAUUUGUUUGGAUUUUCACUUUCUAAAGGAAAAUUUGAGGUCGAAGAAGUUUACAACUUUGAUCAAGAUGACUUGUUGCCGGAGGAUAUUUUAAUAUUAGACACACAUGCUGAGGUUUUUGUUUGGAUUGGUCAAGCGGUUGACCCGAAGGAGAAGAAAAACGCUCUUGACUAUGGGCAGAAAUACAUAGAAUGGGCUGAAAAUCUGGACGGAUUAAACCCGCGUGUGCCGUUAUACAGAGUUCCAGAAGGAAAUGAACCGAACUUCUUCACAACAUAUUUCUCUUGGGAACCUUUAAAAACCCAAAUUCAUGGAAACUCUUUCCAAAAGAAGAUUACUAUACUGUUUGGAGCAGGUAGUGCUGAGGGUGCUGGGAAUCAAGGUGGCGGUAACACUCAAAGAGCUGCAGCGAUGGCUGCGUUGAACUCAACUUUUGGCUCGUCUGGUGGUGGAGGUGGCGGCGGUAAAGCACCCGGUGCAACAAAAAAUGCCGGUUCACAGAGACGUGCCGCAGUCGCUGCAUUAUCCGGGGUUAUUCCUGAUGCCAAAAUCGAUGAACCUGAGUCACCUGAGAAGCCUGAAGAAGCACCUGAAGAACCUAUAGAACCAUCUGAACCCAUUCCCGACGACAACGAUUCAGAACCAAAAGUGGCGAUUGAGGAGGACGAAAACGGAAUUUUGUCAAGUCAAUCCACUUUCAGCUAUGAACAAGUUAGGGUUAAGUCAGAGAACCCUGCACCUGAUAUUGAUCUUAAGAGGAGAGAGGCUUAUCUUUCUGUUGAAGAAUUUGAGUCUGUGCUUGGGAUGACAAGAGAGGAGUUUUAUAAGUUGCCAAAAUGGAAGCAAGAUUUGACCAAGAAAAAGGUUGACCUCUUCUAAAAAUCAAACUCCUUAAAGCACACCAAGUAAUAAGCAUCAAACACUACCAUUAUCUGCAUAUUAAUAAUUAUAUUGUGGUUUUGACCCAAUUAAUCUGCCUAAUUAUAUGGGCAUAUUCUUGAUUGUGGUAUGGUAUGAUUAUUGUAUUUAGUA